CAGGGAGGCUACGUGUUUCCGUUUCCUGUUGGCUGCGGCUGUACACAGAGCGGCAGCAUGAGUCCGGAUGAGGAGUACGAGUCUCCGAGCGGAGAUGAUGAGGCACCCGAAGAGGUGACUUUUCAGAGCGCUAAGAACCAGGCGGAGGAGAACACGAGGAAACGGCAGCAAGCCAGCAAGAGGGAGAAGGCACUGCUGAAAGAGAAGAGAAAACUCAAGGAGGAGCUGUUUAAAGAACAAAAGAAGAGGAAGUUGCUCUCUCAGGACAUCCUUCAGACCAUUGCUUCUACUCCAGGGCCGGAGGAGAAGCCUAAAGAUGCAGUUGAGAUACAGAAUCAAGAUGAUACAGAAGCAAAGAAUCAUGCCAAGAAAACAAAGGAAAAGAAGCUGUUGCCUAAAAAAAGGCUGCAAAACAACUACAGUGUAGUGCAUUUGGAAGAUUACAGUAUGAUACAGCUACAAGAGCAGAAAGCAAAAAAAUUCAUUCAGAAGAAAUUGUAUGGCAAAGGAAAAAACAGGACAACAGCCAAUGAAUUUCUGUCAAUGACAAGCAAACGAGAAGCAUUUAAAAAACCUGCAGUCCUGUUUACAGACAGUAAUUGGGCCAAAGAUGAGAAGAUAAAAGCAGAAAAGUUCACCGUUGCUUGGAGAAACAGACGAAAACUGUGAAGUUACCUGGAAGAAAGGUGGAUUUAAUUUAAAAGGACUAACACCUUAAACAAUAUUGUUUCCCAAGCAGGCACAACGCUUUUUAGUUUGUACAGCGUUUAUAGACUGAUAUGAAACAUCUUGCAUUGCUUUGGUCAAAGACUAGCCAAAAUUCCCUGCCCUCUCCUUCGCAUUGUUUCUUUUAAAAUAUAACAUGUUUAUGGGAUGGGGAAGUUGCUGCUAUUUGCUGUACAGAAAGUGAAUGUUUAGUUUUAUAUCUUACCUAGUGACUGUGUGUGUGUGGCACAACCCUGUUUUCUUUCAUUAAAAAAACCAAAUUAAAUAAAGUUGUGAGUUAUUGCUGCA
This is a messenger RNA of Spea bombifrons (plains spadefoot toad), 1014 nucleotides long. It is a transcript of the gene NOL7, whose product is annotated as nucleolar protein 7. The record is from RefSeq and is a predicted model, not a curated record. The transcript has 8 exons. NCBI's taxonomy places the organism in Eukaryota, Metazoa, Chordata, Amphibia, Anura, Pelobatidae. Gene Ontology annotation, cellular component: nucleus. Bases 58 to 669 code for a protein of 203 amino acids. Gene Ontology annotation, molecular function: RNA binding.